AUGGAGCCUUAUAAGGCGAGUGUGUACAAAGAACAAAUAAAUAUGUGGAACGUGUCUUCUGAUUACGAAGUAUUUUUGAGCUUUAGAGGACCAGACACUCGUUUGGACAUUGCUGAUUACCUUUACGUCAGCAUGAUUGAUGCUGGAAUUCGGGCAUAUAGGGACGAUGAAGAGCUCCAGGCAAGUGAAUUUGUGAAAGAAGUUGUCAAUGAUGUUUUAACUGAGUUGAAAACUGCUUACUUGGAAGUAUCUGAUUGCUUUGUCGAAGUAGACAAUCAUGUGGAUGAAAUCAUGAGGAUGAUAGGUGCACACAGCUGUGAAACAAAGAUUGUUGGAAUCCAUGGUAUGGGUGGCGUGGGAAAGACGACUCUUGCCAAAAUAGUGUACAAUCAACUUUCUAAUGAUUUUCUUGAUUAUUGCUUCCUUUGUGACAUUCGAAAAACAGAGAUUACACACUUGCAGAAUCAACUCUUAUCAAACAUCCUUAAAAAGAAAUGGUCUGAUAUCAACAAUGUCAUGGAAGGGAAAAAGGAGAUAAAAGAAAGGUUACGCUCUAAAAAAGUGCUUCUUCUACUUGAUGAUGCAAGUCAAAUUGAUGCGCUCGUGUUGAAGCAUGAGUGGUUUAGCAAGGGAAGCAAGAUUAUCAUUACAACUAAAGAUCGAGGAAUUCUCAAUGUUGAUGAGACUUACGAACUUACUGGCAUGGAUUUUGAUCAUUCUCUUAAACUUUUUAGCAAACAUGCAUUUAGAAGAGAUUAUCCCUUAGAGCAAUACAUUUCUCACUCUGAAAUGACAGUAAAUAUGUGUAACGGUCUCCCUUUAGCUCUUGAGAUAAUAGGUUCUCUUUUAUCUGGAAAAAGCGAAGAGGAGUGGGAUGCCACAUUAAAUGAGCUAGAAGAAUCUCCUCAAGAGAAUGUUAGAAAGAAGUUAAUGAUCAGCAUUGAGGCCUUAAAUGAAAACCAAAGAAGAAUAUUUCUCGAUGUUGCUUGUUUUUUCAUUGGGUAUGAUAAAAGAAUUGUGAUUCACUUGUGGGAAAGUUGUAAGUUUCUUCCUCAUCAAUCUCUUGGAAUCCUCCAGCAAAGAUCUUUGAUAAAGAUUACAAACAAUAAUCAACCGUGGAUGCAUGAUUGGUUAAGAGAUAUUGGAAGAACUUUUAUAGAAGAAGGAAGUGGUAUGAAACCAGAGAACCAGCAAUGGGUGUGGACUCAUGAGCAAGCAUUGGAUGUUUUAGAGAAAAUGCAGAAUGGAGGUGGUUUUCAUAGAAAUGAAAGCAUUAAAGCAAUAUGUCUUGAGUUCGAUGAACAAUCUCGAUAUCCCUUCAUCAAAGAAUUCUUAGCUAGCCUUUCAAAUCUAAGGUUCCUUCGAGUAGACAAAAAGUCCAUAUCUCAAGUGGAUAGUAAAGACUUCAAUAGAGACUCGAUGUCCAUCCUUACUCAAGCUGAUCCUUUCCAAUACUACCAGAAUUCAAACCGAUGUAUCCUUUCAGAAUUGAGAUGGCUUUCAUGGAAUUCUCUUCCUAUGGAUUAUGAGCUGACCACUUUCUCCUCGAGGAAGCUAGUAAUCCUUGAUUUAUUAAGGAGUAACAUCACAGAAGAAUGGAAUGGAUGGAGUCUCAUAAAGCAUGCUAGGAAUUUGAAGGUCCUAAAUCUAACUGGAUGCCAAGAAUUGCGUGAAACUCCAGACUUGUCUUCUAAUGUGAAUUUAGUACAACUGAUUCUCAAAGGAUGUAGGAGUUUGGUUCGAAUCCAUCCAUCCAUUAGUCACCUUAAGAGGUUAGUCAUCUUAAACUUGAAGGAUUGUUAUCAUCUCCACAUGCUACCUAAUGAGAUGGAGGAGCUAGAAUCUUUAGAGCAACUUCUUUUGGACUCUACAUCUAUAGAAGAGAUCCCUGAAUGGAGAAAGGCGAAGAAACUGAAAAUUCUCAGCUUGGUUGAAUGUAAAUCACUAAAAAAGUUCAAUUUUGUUGGUUGUGCAAUAGUGGGAGUGGAUAGCCUUUUCACUCGACUACCUAAGUUGAUUGAAAACUUCAAUUCACUAACUGAGUUGGAUCUAAGGAGUUCAACAAUUCAGGAGUUGCCCGAUUCAAUUGGAAACAUGAAGAAUUUAAGAGUAUUAAAGAUGCACGAUAGCUCCAUAAGAAAACUACCCAAUGCCAUUGGAAUGUUGGAGAAGCUCAAAGAGUUACAGGUAGGGGCAUUUACAAAACUGAGAGGAGAGAUUCUUGAUAAUAUUGGGAAGCUACGAGUUUUGAAAAGUUUGCGGGUGAAUAUCUGUGGAAUUUCAGUGGCACCACAACUUCCAAAAAGUUUAAUAGUUCUAUGUUUUAUUUCGACUUCAAUAAAGAUGUUGCCACUCUCGAACCUAUUAAACUUGAGAAUAUUGAAUGUGUGUUCUCCAAGUAUAACCACCCUAUCGCCCAAUAUCAGUUUUCUUUCUCAGCUAAAGGAACUCAUUCUCCACUGCAAGAAUUUGCAAUGCCUACCUAGGCUUCCAACAAAUCUGUCAUUUUUAUGGAUAAGGGAGAAUAACAAGUGGAAAACUACAAAUGAUCUCUCGUAUUUGAAAUCAUUACAGAAGUUGUUAGUUUGGGAUUGUCCCAGGCUAACGAAGAUUCGAGACCUUGAAGGUUUGCAGAAUUUGAAAGAAUUAGAGCUCAAGGGACUUCCAUCAUUGGCAAAGUUGCCUCAUCUGACUAACUUGAAGGAGCUCGAGAAGAUUCAUCUAGAGGAUUGUCCUAAGCUUUUUAAGUUUUGGUGUAGUCUAGACUCAGUGGAGUUCGUUGAUAACCUCAAUUUGAAUAUGCUGCUUGCUUCAUCGGGCUCCAAACAUCUACAUAUUCAACUUCAACAAAAGGAGUAUGAUCCGAUUACACUUUGCACACGCUGUAGGCCUUUGGAUCGUUGACGUUUUCUUUUCACUAUUUUGCAUCACGUAUGUAUUAAGGCCCUUGAUAAGUGCCGUCUCUCCGACUUUAUGAUGUGAUUUUGGUUACUCAAAAAUAAAUCAGUCAUGCUUCGUAGCAAAAUGAACGAGAA
Molecule: messenger RNA, 3035 nt
Organism: Eucalyptus grandis
Lineage: Eukaryota; Viridiplantae; Streptophyta; Magnoliopsida; Myrtales; Myrtaceae
Product: disease resistance protein RPV1-like
Exons: 4
Coding region: 1-2904 (967 amino acids)
Biological process (GO): defense response
Molecular function (GO): ADP binding; ATP hydrolysis activity
Source: RefSeq, a predicted model, not a curated record